Messenger RNA from Orbilia oligospora ATCC 24927, 2883 nucleotides. RefSeq lists its product as uncharacterized. The coding region runs from base 1 to 2883 and encodes 960 amino acids. Lineage: Eukaryota; Fungi; Ascomycota; Orbiliomycetes; Orbiliales; Orbiliaceae. The transcript has 2 exons. The record is from RefSeq and is a predicted model, not a curated record.
AUGGCCAUAUCUUCAGCUACAGCUGCGCCAUCGGUGUCGCUGUCUAAUCCUUACUCUCUCCUACCCUUUUCUGGAGCAGAAUAUUCCUCAGAAACAUCUUCUAAGCAGUGCUACGGCAGUCAAGUUCACAUUCAAGCCGGCUCAUCCAGAAAGCGAAAGCGCUCCGAAUUCACUAUCGCGGUGGAUGGUCAUGGAGUUUCUAUCGUCGAUGUGCAAGCUCCUCGUAUAAUAUCAACCUAUUCUACCCCUCCCACCACCCGGUUCAGCUGCUCUCCACUCUCAAUUAGGAGUGCCAAUGGCUCUAUAAGAUGGUCGUAUGCUUCAAUAGCAUUAGAAGGCCGCUCUAUAUCCUGUUGGAAAGAACAGGCAGUCCGACGAAGCUCCCGGACCAACUCUGUCGUGUCGUCGCCAGUGUCUGAUUUCGGUCCUUUGGAUACAACUAUCGAACAACAUUCACGCCCAGUCACUGGAUCUUCUUCGGUUAUCUCGCUACAUAGUAUUACUUCGAGUACUAAAGGCGAUGAUGAGCCUUCGACAAACGACAUCCUCGUUGUGUCCGAAGAUGCCAGCAUUCAAUGUUUAUCUGCAGACCUUCAAGUUGAGAGAUGGGUGGUCAACAGCCGAAAUACCCCUUCACAUAGAACCAGGGGACCUCUACUCAUGUCCACGACGCUAUCAGUUAACACGGCGAAGAAGACACUCCUAAAGAACAGGUUGGAGGUUCUGGCAGGGUAUCAAGCGAAACCAGGCGACUGCAUUCUAUUGACCUUGAAUGCGACAAUUCGGAAAGAGAACAAUGUCGAAGCUUCGGUUUACUUGGUAUCCAAUGCCUCUUCUAUGGGCCAUGUCAGGAGACUCGCACAGGUACGAUUGGCGACCACGGGAGCAUCAGACAAGUCCCAAUUCACAUUCCAUGCACCAACUGGUACCCUAUUCCGUCAAGUCGACAAGGCAAUAACCACCUAUGACCUCUCAAAACUGGCACCGGAGCCUGAAGCUCUCUUGGAAAUCAGCAGCCUCAUCUCAUCCGUUCUACCUACAUCCUCCAGCAAUUUGUUCGUAUCUACAGAAACUGCAAUCAGUGUCUAUAACACUAAAUACGGUGCCACCCACUGUACCCUAAAUACUACCAGCAAAUCCAGUACGAACCAAGUCCAGGAUUCGGGACUUCACAGCUCUCUCCUCUUCCUCGGUUACAUUUCGGAAAUCGAUGUCGCAAUCGGUUUCAACCAGCACGGAUGUUUCGCCAUCCAGCUUACAAAAUCUGGUUUCUUCACAGGUGAUACUAUCCUCGACUCGCUAUGUAAGGGUGUCAGGUCUGUCGAUAUAGAAGAAGAUUUCGAUGGCGCCAAGAGGAAAUACACAGUUAUAGACGAGAAAGACAACGAAAAAGAGCACCUAGUGGAUAAAGAAAGCCGCGCUCGUGAUGUUUUAAAAAUCCUCAGCGAGCUUGCAGCAGAAGGCGACGCAUUUGGUUUUGAGAAAGAAUUCGCAGAGUUCGUUGGACUUGACCGCAAAACAGGUGUCUACGCUAUCACUGAAACAACCAUGGCCAAUGGUAAUUCGGCGAACGGAUCGAAUGGUACUAAUGGAGGUCAUAUUGAGCCUACAUCUCCCCAUUCAAAUGGCUCCACGCCAAAGGAUGAAGAUCUUCCAGAAUUUCUCUACCCUCCACCAGAGGAAGGAGAGUACGCCGACCCAGACCUCGAGAACCUUUCCCAGUCCUUCGUUGCGGCUGUCCUUGAAAUGGUCUUCAAACCUGUCAUCACGGAAUCUGGGGCCUUGGAGCUAGAACUUGCUAUGUCUGUUCCUAACGUGUUCAAGUUUCUGCUGUGGGAAGGUUAUUUCUCAUGCACCAACUUGCCAGCUCAAGGCAGUGGCUUUGUCGAUGCACUGACAAGGUUUGACCCGGAGCUUAAUCUACUCCUCUUCUUCCUUGAAAACGCAUCCAAGUCAGCCAUACCAUUGAAGGAAGUUGUCACUAGCGUCAAGAUUGUCAUGACAGGAUUGGUACAAGGUGCUGACCCCACCGCUGUCAACGACAUCGAUGAAAUGGAUCUCAACGAGGAAACCCUCGAUGACGAGCAACUCCAACGGGUAACCCAACAAGUCGAAAAGGCGUUAGAACAAGCCCAGCUACUAUUAGACCUAAGUGACGUCAAAGAACGUAUCCUCCGCGCCUCGUUGCUCCGUGUCGGGAGAUUUUCAAGGGCUGCGAUUAUCCGAACCUUGAGAGAAACCCUCAACGGAGCAGAACUUGCCGGUUUGAUUCGUAUCUUGCGACGUGAACUCCUCCGUGACGCGGAUGAACGGGAUAACAUUGGGAAUAUCAACGAGGCUGCGGAAAGUCCGCAAGAUAAUGAAUGGCUAGGACUAAUUUGUGACCUUUUGACCAGUGCUGUGGAUGCGGCGGGGAUGACGGGGUUGCUUCUGGCGAAGGAUACAUUGGUCCAAUACGGUAUCGAUAAGCCAGAACCGGUCAGCGACGAAGCUGAGGAGUUUGAGAGGGAGGAAUUGCUCCUAGAAUCGCUCUCUAGUGAGGUUUCUGCGACGUGCGAAUCCUUAGAAGGUGCAGCCCAGGUAUCCGAAACCUUGCUACACUUCCUGAGCCGUGCAGAGGCUUAUAGUAAAGCCAUGACACAAACCUCACGUCCCCGCAAGUCUAUAAGACCAGGCGAUGUUCGACCUCGCCGUCAAAAGAAACCAGAGAUUAUAGCAAGGGAGAAGAGGAAGGCUGCAGUUUUACCAUUGGGAUACCCACCAUCGGUUACUAAUAGGAGGGGCACAGACCCAGCAGGCCAGAAGAUGAGACAGGUAAGGGAAAGCAAGUAUCGCAAGAACUUGGGCGUAGGUGCAUAUUCUCUAGAGAGAAUUGAGGUUUAA